AUGGAGAUCCAGAUUGAGCAGGUCUCUGCAUCCGAUACCGUGAUGACCGCGCCGAGUGGGCCAAGCCCAUCCAUGUCGGCCCCGUCUGAUAAGGCGGUCCUAACCCCUUCAAGUCUACCUCCAACAGAGGAGCUUCAGCACCUGAGAUCUCGAGUGAAGCAACUGGAGGAACAGCUGACCAAGACAGUCCGGGUCUCUGCCGGACCUGCGACCCCAAGUCCCAACUACAAUAUCAGUACAACCAGAUCUCACUUCGCUGGUACAUUUCAUGUAGCUUCGGAGAGCGCCACUGCCGGUCAGCCACCAACCAUCUCACGAUCUAUCAUGCACAAAACAAGGGUAUUUGGACAAAGUCACUGGAUGAAUGGAGUUGCUCAGUUUGCCGAGGUUCUUGAUCUGAUAGAGCCCCUUCUUCAAAAGGAGGGUGCGCGAGCAAUGUCAAAUUUGACCAGGUGCAAGUGGCUCGGCAAAACGAUUAAAGCUCAGCGCACACCAGCAUGGCCAUGCCCACCAACGCGUGAUCUCCCCCGUAAGGAUGUUGCUGAUGCCCUGGUUGGGAAUUACCUCCGAACGUCCGAGUCCGUCUACCGCGUCCUCCAUGUUCCAACAUUCCAACGAGAUUACGAGGAUGCCAUGAAUUCGAAGAACGCGGAAAUGCCAUUUUUGAUUCUUCUGAAACUGGCGAUGGCAAUCGGAUCGUCAAUCUAUGAUGAUCGGUUUUCCAUGAGAGCAACAGCCAUCCGAUGGGUCCAUGAAGCGCAAACGUGGAUUUCCGAGCCCGAAUCCAAAGCCCGGCUCAGUCUCCAGUUUCUUCAAAUUCACAUUCUCCUUCUUUUAGCCAGAGAGAUUGUCGGCGUCGACGGCGCUCUUGUGUGGGUCUCCACCGGUGAGCUGUUUCGCCUCGCUGUGUACAUGGGACUUAAUCGGGACCCAGAGUUCCUCCCCAUAAUGCCCUGCUACUCAUCGGAAAUGCGACGAAGACUCUGGAAUACUAUUCUGGAACUCGUUUUGCAAUCGAGUAUGGAAGCAGCAGGCCCUCCCCUCUGCUCCCUGGACGACUUCAACACCUUGCCACCCGGAAACUUCGAUGAUGAAGCAAUUACCCAAGAAAACCCAAUCCCAGCACCAGAUGAUGUGUUCACUGAUGUAUCUGUUGCCUUGGCCCUUCGCAAGAUGGUGCCUCUCCGCCUAUGCAUUAUCAAGAUAUUGAAUGGCAUAUCCUCCCACGCCGGAUACGAGGAUACGCUUCGCCUUGACCAGGAACUACGUGUAGCUUCAAAACUGAUCUCUCGUGAAUUACAGGGAUACAAAACCAAGGGGAGCGGUGGAAGAGUACCAUCUGAUUACCAGACACGAAUCGUGGACUUCUUCAUUCGGCGUUAUAUGACCGCGAUUCACAUGCCAUUCUUCAGUGUGUCGUUGAACGAAACCCAGUACGCAUUUUCGAGAAAGGUCGUCAUCGAGACAUCGCUGAAAACAUGGUGCACGAUCUUCCCCAUGUCAUCGGCCAUGGCAAGCCAUUCUCAAAAUAAUGCUUUGCCUUUGGAGACUGAUGAACUGUCUCGACUUGCACUUUGUGGAACUGGCACCUUCCGCACAUCUUCCAUGCAAGCCGUGUUCCUCAUCGCAGCCGAGCUCAAAACGCAGGUUCAGGAAGAGACCUCCACCUUAGGUCCGAUGUCCCUCCGCCGUGAUCUUUAUUCCGUCUUGCAAGAGGCCAAAAAGUGGUCUCUGCACUGCAUCGAAGCAGGUGAAACAAAUAUCAAAGGAUACUUGUUUCUCUGUCUCGUUUGUGCACAGAUUAAAGGAUUGAUGAACGGUCUGUCGAGGGAAGAACUUCCCACUGUACUCCUAGAGGCAGCAGAAGAGGCGGAGGCCGGGUGUCUGAGCAUCCUGGAGGGCAAGAUCGAUUCCGCGACGAUUGAUGUAGAAAGACAGGAUGAUAUGGCAAUGGACCCGGUAUCCGAGAUAAUGGCGGACUGGAGUUUGAUGAUGCCCGACACCCACUUUUAUCUGGGGGACUCUGGUAACAUGGACUGGAUGACGAUGGAUUCGCUGGCGGCAUGCGCAUCAUAUUCAAUUGAUGGCAUUUGA
Penicillium waksmanii is the source of this 2094-nucleotide messenger RNA. Its product is annotated as fungal specific transcription factor domain-containing protein. Gene Ontology annotation, cellular component: nucleus. The transcript is spliced from 3 exons. Gene Ontology annotation, biological process: regulation of transcription by RNA polymerase II; DNA-templated transcription. The coding region runs from base 1 to 2094 and encodes 697 amino acids. NCBI's taxonomy places the organism in Eukaryota, Fungi, Ascomycota, Eurotiomycetes, Eurotiales, Aspergillaceae. Gene Ontology annotation, molecular function: DNA-binding transcription activator activity, RNA polymerase II-specific; zinc ion binding; RNA polymerase II cis-regulatory region sequence-specific DNA binding. The record is from RefSeq and is a predicted model, not a curated record.